Messenger RNA from Contarinia nasturtii (swede midge), 2310 nucleotides. RefSeq lists its product as uncharacterized. The record is from RefSeq and is a predicted model, not a curated record. Bases 1025 to 2308 code for a protein of 427 amino acids. NCBI's taxonomy places the organism in Eukaryota, Metazoa, Arthropoda, Insecta, Diptera, Cecidomyiidae. The transcript is spliced from 9 exons.
UUUUAGAUAGCUAGUUCGACUCGAAACAGUAACACAUUAGAUUUUUCUCUCUGUAUUUUGUGAUUUUUGCCUCAAUUUUGACGCUAUUUAUAAUAAUAAUUGGACUCAUUCGAAGUGCUAAACCGUGUUCAACUAAAGUUUUUUUUCGUUAUUUUUCGGUAAAUUUGCACAGAAGACAAUUUACUUAGUGAUUGACAAAUAAAAAUAACUGUGUUAUUCCACCACACGACGAAUCGCGUCGCCAUUUUAGUUUACAAACUUUAGUGUCGUUGAUCGAUGGAGAAUAAUAUGGAAUUGGAAGAGGCGUUAGCUGACUGCUUUGGGGAAAGCGAUAAUGUAAGGUUGCGUCGGGGUCUCGCCAAAGUGAAUAUAGUGAAGCUUCGUACAGCGACCCACAAGGACAAGGUAAGUAGCACAGAAUAUAUUGAUCUGACUAAGUCACCAGCUGACUUGAUAUAGCCACAUUUGGAGAUUUCGAUUUUGUGACAAUUUGGCUCUACAAUGUGGAAAAAACGCAGAAAUAGACAUCUAAAAUAUCAAAAUAGAAGUCUAUUUUUGCAGUUCCACGUUGUUGAUUCAAAUUAUUGUUGCCACAAAUUCAAAUGCCCUAUGUAAAAUCUACAUUGUAAAUGACUAUUUAGAGUCAGUUGGAUGAUCGGUCAGUUCAAUGAGGAGGUAUUUGUUUCUAAUGGACUUUGUCCAUUAGACAAAACAUCACCAGGGGGUCCUCCUGUGGGGGAGACUCCCCGGGGGAAGUAAACUUUUUUUAGCAUACCGCAUGUCUGCAAUCUCUGCAGACUCUGCAUCAUGCGGUCAAAAGGAUUUAUGGCCAUAAUUAACGGAAGAGUCCGAGGAAGAUCCGACGGAAGAACCGGACCCGGCGAAUCCUGAGGAAUCUGGUAACAUUGUCCAGCAACCAUACGCCGAACCAGUGCAGGAAGUAAGAGCCGAUGAUCAACAGGUCUACACCCCACUACGCAAGGUCCAUUACACCCAACCACCUAAGUGGGUCGACCCAAGAACAAUGCUGCCAAAGCCUUUAGACUUACCUGGCCCAAAGUUGGAAUUGUUUUCUUUACAAAAUCCUUCAACACAUGCGGAUGAUCCUCCUUUGUCAGAGGCUUUUGUGACUGAUGCAACACCUCAUGGUCCUCCCCAUCACGGCGAAGAAUUCAGCAAUGCCUUGGUUUCAAAUUCAGACAAGCCAACCACAACAGCCAUUGUAGAUGAUCCUCAUCGCGUCGAAGACGGUAAUAUUGAACUCGAAUCCUUUGCUGCCAUCCAAGACGACGAAGUCUGGCCACCAAUUCGCUCCGAACGAGUGUCGAUUUCCAGUCGUACUAUUGUAGUAAAACGAUUUGCAAAAUCAUCGUUUAAUGGGAAAAGCAAUCUUCAAAAAAGAAUUGAAAACAUUUUGGAGAAUAAUGGUUUAAGAGUUGAUACCGUUUCGAUUGUAACGAUGGAGCUUUUUCUAAAUGCCGAAAUUACAUUCCGUGAUCGUCGCUACGCUGUGAAAGCUAUGCAAAACAAAUGCAAGAUUGAAAAAUUCUUCAAACAAUUCCGUUCCAAAAUUGGUAAAGCCGGACGAAAUAUAUGCAAAAUGGAAAUAUUGUAUGCAUGGGAUAGUGAUGGCUUGCCAAAAAAGUACGGGGAAUACUGGUGCAGCAAAUCGGGAACCUGUUUUCUUCCGUGGCACAUCUUCCGAAAUCUUGACGACGAUGACCGUCACCACUUAGAAGACGGGUGCAUCGUUGAUGCAACAACAUUACCAACACCGAUGUCAUUGAAACAUUUCACUCUCCCGUAUGACCAACAAGUUCCAGGACUUGAAGUGGCUGUCGAAGUCGAACAGUCUGUCCCAGUCCCAGAUACUGGUGAUGGUAAUAUUGAUAUGCAAGCAAUUGAGGAUGCGCCAAUUAAAGCCCCUGAACAAAGCCAACAAAUUCCAGAACUUGAAGUGGCUGUCUCAGAUACUGGUGAUGGUAAUCUUGAAAUGCAAGCGCCCUCAUUUCCAUUGACUAAAGCCACGCUCGCAUCGCCACCACGAUCAUCGCGUCCUGUCGCACUCAAAAACAAAAAAGUGCCAAAAUUGCCGAAGAAGCUUGGAAAAUUGAAAUGUGCUAUAUGUGACCAACAUAUCUCCAACAAGUGGAACAUGAAACGGCACUUAAAAAAACAUGAAAAAACAGGAUGGUUCUUCAAAUGUGACAAAUGCCAGUUUCCGUUCACUACCAAAGACGGGUUCAAACGGCACAAGUGUGCUGCAACCGAUGACGCCUCAUUCACUUUAACGAAGUACCGCCGCUGAGC